CUACAGUUAAUUUAAAUGCUGGCCUCUAAGUUAACAUACAAUGUUAAGAUUAAUGGGCGGAAGCAUUUCCUCUUACUAUAUAAAUAUAAAAAAGAAAAUGUGCAGAUUUUACCAUGCUUAUCCAAAACAUAGUUAGAUAAAGCUUCUGUUAUCUAUAAAUGUGUUUAGCUGCUAGACGAUGCAGGCACGACGCCAAAAUUCUGGCAUCAUAUAUUUAUUGUGCAAGCGAAAUAGGUAGUAAGCUAUACUGAUUAAGAAAGGCCUUGUAACCCUCCGAGCACGAGAACCACAUACUGUACAAAUCGGUGUUUAGACCUUGACGUAUCCAGUACCUCGUAACAGAGUAAUGGCGCAAAGUAAACAACUCUAUAGUCGAGAGGAAGCGUGUAGAUAUCCUGAACAAGACAGUCAAAGUGCAGAUACCUUUUCUGAAGUAUUCGACGAAAUCAGUUUAUGUGUAAGACCGGAAGAAGAUCGUGAGAUUAUUAGUUUUGACCCAAACGAUGAUACAGAUGAUUCAUCGUCUGCUAAACCAACCGUUAGCUGUGCAAAAUGUGUGGAGCAUGUACGUGUGGAGGGAGUAUCACAAAUUCUCAGAGGCAAUCAUAUAAUUAUGCCUGGUAAAAUGGUUGGCAACCAGUAUGAUCCAGAACGCCGGGAGCAGAAGUGGAUAUACAUGCACCAUGCCAUUGUAAAAGAUAUCAUAGCUAAGGAUGACCAGAAGUCAGUCGUAGAGCUGAAGUUGAUCCACAUGUGGGAAAACGAACGCGGUGAGCUUGGGCUUUGUGAGUCGAACACGCAAUUCGCCCUUGUAAAUGACGAGUUGUACAUAGUGGAAUAUAAACAUCCAAGAUUUACGCGCGAUCAGGUGGUAGAAAGAGCGGAGAAAGCACUGAAUGACCGGGAAAAUGCUCGUAGUGAAACGAGAGUGAUACGGUUCAGUUGUUACAAUGUGGUCACAACAAACUGUGAACAUUUUGCCACUUGGUGCGUGGUAGGAUUACAAAAGAGCCAUAGAGAUUUGUAUUUCUGGCAACAGAUAGGUCAGAAGGUUGUCGAGAUAGGCGAGAGUGCACAAGUCAUGGAAAUGAAGGCGCGUCUUGUUGAAAUAUUUGGAAAUGCAAGCAGAAUAGUAAAAGGCUUCAAAAUUCUGUUUGAUUCUUCAGAUGAAAUAACGAAAAUAGUCGGAGACAGUAUUAGUGCAACAACAGUAUUAAGCAGCACUGCCGCCAUGUAUGUAUUAUAUUGCAUUAUUAUGACUCUAUACUUUAAGUAUAAGUACACCAGGAGUGAAAUAUGUGCCUCGUGUUUUCGAAACAGUAUAAUGGAUCUUUGGGCUAGAUGUUAUGUGUAUGGAAUCACAUCUGUAGCCACGUUUUUCAUAAUGAAUAGCGGCGUAUCAAUUCCUGCAGUGGUAGGUGCCUUCACGCUGAUAGCUUUGUCGGUGGUUGGUCAACAUUACAUCCCAAAUAUAAGAAAGGCUCUGAUGGCCCCAUACGGGUGCACCAAGACCGCAAUAUAUCGGCUUGAUGACAUAAAUAUCGGAGAUAUUGUCACUAUACAGUAUUGGGGUCUUCCCCAUGACGUCAUUGUGACGGAAGUUCACACAAAUAGCAGUGAUGAGAAAGGCAAGAUUCGAGUUGUUCAUUAUGCUUUGGACUCGCUGUUUACGACCAGAGAAGUUAAGGAAGAAUACUUUACAUUAAGAUCGGUUUCAAAACAUGUUCCUAUCUUGCACCGUCAUGACUGUGAUCAUUUGAAUUUGUUCUCUCCUGAAAUUGCUGUCCUAAGGGCUAAGCAGAGAAUAGGUGAAAGGAAAUGGCAUGGGACUAAAAACCGUUCCGAUCACGUUUGCUACUGGGCGAAAGUCAAGAACUACUUUACUGCAGAUGCCGCAGACGACACGUCACAUGGAUCGUCUGCUUCUCUAGAAGAUCAAGGUCAAUCGAAACUUCCGAGUACCUUAUUUGUGGGCGAGAUGGAGGCACAUCUCAGUAGCGACAUAGAAAUUGGAGACGCUGUAAGAGUUAAAGGUGUUGAGGGAAUACUUGUAUACAAAGAUUGUGGAGAACGGAAAAUGAAAUUGGAGAUUAUCACUGUUAAAGAUUCCGUGAAAAAGCUGAAGCAGUUUGUAAAUCUCAAUACUGACAAUGUUACAGUUUUGAGAUACCAUCCAGUGCAUUGUCAUCCGAAACCAGUACGAGCUGAUCGGGCCAGAUUGGUAAUGGGUCAGAAAAUUCCGUUGAAAAAAUUUAUGGAUUUUUGUUUGUUGCUUAAAAGUUAACUUUGGGUGAUCGAUUACUAGAGUUAGUGUGUUCGACAUUUAUGUAGCGGAAGUUUAAACUGUGACAGUUUUGCGUUGCAAUCUUAGUUUCUUAAUCGAUACGAUAAAUGCAUUUUAUUUUAUGCAACGGUUGAACUAUAUGUAUAUACAUAGAUAAUGUUUAUGUAUUUACUGUGCACAGUUACUCAUAAAAAAAUAUAUAUCAUUGGUUAUAUGA
Ruditapes philippinarum (Manila clam) is the source of this 2501-nucleotide messenger RNA. RefSeq lists its product as uncharacterized. The transcript is spliced from 3 exons. The coding region runs from base 347 to 2284 and encodes 645 amino acids. NCBI's taxonomy places the organism in Eukaryota, Metazoa, Mollusca, Bivalvia, Venerida, Veneridae. The record is from RefSeq and is a predicted model, not a curated record.